Sphenostylis stenocarpa is the source of this 1104-nucleotide messenger RNA. Lineage: Eukaryota; Viridiplantae; Streptophyta; Magnoliopsida; Fabales; Fabaceae. The record is from the annotation of a GenBank genome assembly.
AUGGCGAAGUAUAAAGGUGCGGCUUUUGGUGAGCAGAGCCCACACCCUUAUGCAGUUGCAAGUUCUGCAUAUAGCAAGAUGAUAAACGAAGAAAGAAGCCAAUCUAUUUUGGUUAGUGGAGAAAGUGGAGCUGGGAAAACGGAAAGUACAAAGAUGCUUAUGCGCUAUCUUGCCUUUUUGGGAGGGAGAGCAGCAACUGAAGGACGCUCUGUGGAGCAACAAGUUCUCGAGUCCAAUCCAGUUUUAGAAGCAUUUGGCAAUGCAAAGACUGUUAGGAAUAAUAAUUCUAGUCGUUUUGGUAAGUUUGUGGAGAUUCAGUUUGAUCAAAAGGGGAGAAUUUCAGGAGCUGCUAUCAGAACAUAUUUGCUGGAACGAUCCCGUGUCUGUCAAAUUUCUGAUCCUGAGAGAAAUUAUCAUUGCUUUUAUAUGCUUUGCGCUGCACCAAAGGAGGAUGUUGCUAAGUACAAAUUGGGAGAUCCAAGGAAAUUCCAUUACCUUAAUCAAUCAAAUUGCUUUGAGCUUGAUGGGGUGGAUGAUUCUAAGGAGUACCAUGCAACUAAGAGAGCUAUGGAGGUCGUUGGGAUCAGCUCCGAGGAGCAGGAUGCUAUAUUUCGAAUAGUAGCUGCAAUACUUCAUUUAGGAAACAUUGAGUUUGUUAAGAGAGUGGGAGAGGAGUUAGAUUCCUCUCAGCCCAAGGAUGAAGAAUGCUAUUUCCACCUAAAAACAGCGGCUGAGCUUUUGAUGUGUGAUGAGAAGUCCCUUGAAGACUCUUUCUGCAAACGUGUUAUGGUGACUCGUGGUGAAACCAUAACAAAAUCGCUUGAUCCAAAUGCUGCAGCUCUUAGCAGAGAUGCAUUGGCUAAAAUAGUUUAUUCAAGGCUAUUUGACUGGAUUAUUUGCAAGAUAAACAACAGUAUUGGGCAAGAUCCAGUGUCAAAGAGCUUGAUUGGAGUUCUAGAUAUAUAUGGAUUUGAGAGUUUCAAGACCAACAGUAAAAGUACCCUCCAAACAAUUGAGAAUUCACAAAAGUAUGGGAUGAUGACUUUGGUAGACGAAAUUAGGACACGAUGGAAAGUGAUAGACAUGCAAGAAAUAAGUGACUAA